AUGACGAGAGCCCUGCUGCGGCCCGCCGGGCUCGGACCGUUCGUCCUGCCGUGGCUGCCGCUGCCCGCGGCGCCGGGGAGCGGAGUCUAGGCCAGGAGGGCCAGGCCCGCGCCGCCGUGCCCCGCUGCCCACCCUGCUCGGCGGGGGACGGCCCCGGGGCUCGACCGCUGCGGGGGCUGCCGCGUCUGCGCCGCGGCCGAGGGCGAGGCCUGCGGCGGGGCGCUCGGCCGGCCGUGCGCCGCCCACGCCCCGGCUCCUCGGCGGCGCGGGACGGCCGCGUGCGGCGGCUACGGGAGCACCUACCCCAGCCUGUGCGCGCUCCGCGCCGAGAACCACGCCGCGCGCCUCCGUGGCGCGCUCCCGGCCGUGGCGGUGCGGAAGGGGGACUGUGGAGCCCCAGGGACCAGAAGCGCAGGCUGGCUCAGGAGCAAGUACAACUUCAUCGCCGCCGUGGUGGAGACGGUGGCCCCGUCCGUGGUCCACUCACAGCUGUUCCGCGGGUCGCCUCUCAGCAGUGAGGAUAUUCCUGCAUCCAGUGGCUCUGGGUUCAUAGUGUCUCAGGAUAGGCUUAUUGUUACCAAUGCCCACGUCCUCACGAACCAGCAGCAGAUCCAGGUGGAGCUCCAGAGCAGGGUCCAGUAUGAAGCCACUGUCAAGGACAUUGACCACAAAUUGGAUCUUGCCCUGAUUAAAACUGAGCCAAAUACUGAACUUCCUGUAUUGCUGCUGGGAAAGUCAUCUGACCUGCGAGCUGGCGAGUUCGUGGUGGCCUUGGGUAGCCUGUUUUCACGGCAGAACACAGGGACGGCAGGCAUUGUCAGCACCACACAGCGAGAGGGCAAAGAGCUGGGGCUGAAGGCUUCAGGCAUGGACUAUAUCCAGACGGAUGCCAUAAUUAAUCACGGGAAUUCUGGGGGGCCUCUGGUGAAUUUGGAUGGUGAUGUGACUGGCAUAAACACACUGAAGGUGACCACAGGAAUCUCCUUUGCAAUUCCCUUGGAUCACAUUCGACAGUUUGUUAGUAACACAUUACAAUUCUCCUUUCCAGGAAAGGCUGUUUCAUAGAAGAAAUAGCUGGGUCUGCGCAUGCUGCCCUCCCUAUGAAGUAACCUGCUUCAGGAAAGGAAAAGGCAAGAUCCAGAUUUCCGUGACGUGACCUCUGGAGUUUUUGUAUAUGAGGCGAUUCAGGGAACAGCUGCUGAAAGCUCUGGGUUGAGAGACCAUGAUGUAAUAGCAUAAACGGACAACCUAUCCACGACAACCGACGUGAUUUAAGCUGUUAAGGCCAAUGAUUCCCUUUCUAUCCUGGUUCGUUGGAGAGGUCAAACGUUGAUCCUGACAGCCACACCUGAAAUAAUCAAUUAA
This is a messenger RNA of Mesoplodon densirostris (Blainville's beaked whale), 1365 nucleotides long. It is a transcript of the gene HTRA4, whose product is annotated as HtrA serine peptidase 4. The record is from RefSeq and is a predicted model, not a curated record. Gene Ontology annotation, molecular function: serine-type endopeptidase activity; protein binding. Gene Ontology annotation, cellular component: extracellular region. Gene Ontology annotation, biological process: proteolysis; programmed cell death; positive regulation of apoptotic process. NCBI's taxonomy places the organism in Eukaryota, Metazoa, Chordata, Mammalia, Artiodactyla, Ziphiidae.